Molecule: messenger RNA, 2709 nt
Organism: Dendrobium catenatum
Lineage: Eukaryota; Viridiplantae; Streptophyta; Magnoliopsida; Asparagales; Orchidaceae
Product: mucin-5AC
Exons: 5
Coding region: 445-2214 (589 amino acids)
Biological process (GO): cortical microtubule organization
Cellular component (GO): cortical microtubule
Source: RefSeq, a predicted model, not a curated record
GCAAGCAAGCUGAUAUAGAUACAGAGAGAGAGAGAGAGAGAGAGAGAGGGGAUCCGCUUUCUCCGACCAAUCCGCUUUGCUUUGCUUCUUCGCUUGGCUUUCAAAUUUGAGGCGACGGAGCAGGCAAAAUAACACCGAAUGCCCCUCGCCGCAUUCCUCUCCUGGUCUCCCGCUCUCCGCCUCCUUCGAGCUCUUCGAGAACCCUAAUGGGGUUUUCUCUUAAAUAAAAUAGUCGAAAGAGGUGAGAGCUUGGGCAUUGAAGCUCCCUUUUUGGCUUUUUGCGUUGCACUUUCUCCCAUACUAUUUGCAUCUUCGAUCGGUAGCAAAACGUGAAAUGCGGGUUCUACCUAGCCGAUUUUGAGGCCGCGGUCCAGAUCUCGAGUGUUUUGGUGUUAGUGAAUACAUUAUCGUGACAGAUUAUAGCUUGGAGUGGUGGAGCGGUUAAUGGAGCGAAAUUUUAGGACACCGGAGCUGCGGGGGAGGGCCAUGGGAGCAGUAGGGAAAGAUAGAGAAGAGGACCUCACCCUGUUCAUUGAGAUGCGGAAGCGAGAGAAGGAGCGAAGCAACCUUUUGCUCCAGAACUCGAAUGAAAUUGAUCCACAAUUGGAGUCUCAGCCUGGGGGCUCUCCAAUUUUCAAGAUGCUACGAUCUACUGUGCGUAAAACUACAGCUGACGAGUUUCUCAACUCGGACAAUGAGAAGAGCGAUUAUGACUGGCUUCUCACACCACCAGACACACCACUUUUUCCAUAUCUGGAGAAGGAGUCUCACAGAUCUCCUGUAGGGCAUAAUGGUACUCCAAAAGGUCAUCCUACUAUGUUAAAAUCUAGGUUAGCUUAUCCUGCAGAUCCUUCUUCAAGAACUAUGUCAACAUCUAGACAAAUGGCUCCCUCUGCUAGCUUAAACUCUUCGUUUUCUGGAAUUCGGAGACCAUCCUCAUCUGGGGGCUCUAGUGUAGCUUCAUCUAGGCCUGCAACCCCAACUGGACGGUCAACAAUGCCUACAUCAGCGAAACUCUCCAGAUCUUCGACUACUUCCGGUUCAACAUUGCCCUCCAACUUGGUGGUUUCCCGGCCAAGGUCAUCCACACCAAUUAGAUCUUCUACACCCACCUCAAGAUCUUCCAUACCACCAGCUAACAAAUCUACAUCAAGGUCUGAUACUCCAACAAGGAGGCCAACCACCCCAUCUGGCCUGCAUACUAGUUCAGCCCCACUCAGUCGUUCUUCUUCUGUCACAAAAUCAGGCACUGGAACCAGUUCUAUAUCAAGGCCUUCCGUCAUAAAGUCAAGUCCUGGAACGAGUUCUACAACAAGGCCCAGCCCUACUCCCAGUUCUGUACCAAGAUCUGGUCCUGUAACCAGUUCAAUCACCAGGUUAGGUCCGGCCAAUUCUGUCCCAAGGUCAGUUUUGCCGGCCAACUCUGCUCCAAAAUCAGGCCCAACAUCAUCAAAAAUCGCAGCUCCAUCACGAGGAACCUCUCCAACAGUAAGAUCAAGGCCUUGGAAACCCUCUGAAAUGCCUGGGUUUACCUUUGACGCACCUCCUAAUCUGAGGACUACACUGUCGGAGAGGUCUUCACCUUCACGGGGCAGACCUGGCGCACCCAGCUUUAGAUCAUCUUCUGUUGAGGAUAGAGCGAUUGCAAGGCCUAGAAGGCAGUCUUGUUCACCUUCUAGAGGGAGAGCCCCUAAAGGGAAUUUUGUCAGUGGUAGCUCUGUUCCUGCAUCAAGCAGAUUGCGAAUAAAUGGUUGCGACGAUGAAAGCCCAGUUGCUAUAGGAACUAAAAUGGUUGAAAGAGUUGUAAAUUUGAGAAGACUGGCACCUCCAAAGCAUGAUGACCUGCAUUCCAGCAACAAUUCUUCAGCGAAAUCCUCCAUCUCGCCAGAUGGCACUGGCUUUGGGAGAACAUUGUCGAAAAAGUCACUUGAUAUGGCCAUGAGGCAUAUGGAUAUAAGGCGAAGCAUACCUAGCACUCUACGGCCAUUGAUGAGCAACAUUCCAGCUUCAUCUUUGUACAGUGUGAGGUCUGGUUCUAUGAGGAGUAGAACAGUGAGUGUUUCUGAUUCUCCUCUUGCUACAAGCAGCAAUGCAAGCUCUGAACAGAGCGUCAGUAACAGUGUGUUCUGUUAUGAUGGAAAUGAAAUUGAACAUGACCUCUGCAAUGAGAAAUGGGUGAGGACCUCCUCACCUUCAUUCUUUCUGGCAAGAUAACAUCAAAGCUUUUCUUUUCUCCUUAACAUCUAAAAUUAGGUGGAAUCUUGCAAGAGCGUUAACCCUUGAUGGAAACUGGCAGCAGAGAGAGCAGUUGCUUGGUGUGUUCCACCUUUUCAUGGCCAUGAGAGUAAGCACUUUGAGAGUUUUGUUCAACUUUGUAUGUCAGCUGACCUUGUCAAUUUCCCUUUUUAACUUAGGCUUCAUUUGGGACAGCUUUUUUGUUGCUUUUUAAAACAGCUUUUUUAAUACAAAAUUUUUAAUUUUUGUAUUAAAAAGCUGCUUAAAAAAAUAGUUAAAAAGUUGUCUCAAAGAAAACCUUACUCUGCCAUUUGCAUGCUGGUUUCUAAGACGUGUUAAGUGUAUGGCCUGUUCUGGAAUCAAUAUAAACAUAAAUUAGCAGCUGUGAACUGUUCUUUUGGAGGCGUUUAUUUUGCAAGUGUUGAAUGUUUGUUUCUGAUUAUGAAUACAUACAUAUCUGCGUUCGUGUGAACA